UAUCUUGUUGAUUCGAUUGAAGAAUCAUUGCAUUGGUAGUUGAGGACUUUUGAUGUCUAUUCAAAAAAGCAUUGUGUGAGUACGGUAAGCAAGUCCAGGAAUGAUUGGAGUCGAGACCUUUUUUGCGACCACCUUUUUCCCUUCUCACAAGUCAAACAUUGCUCUCUCCCCUAAAUUAUAGAAAGAAAGCAUACUUUAAUAGGAUCGGCCUGCAACAAGGGACCAACAAUGUCAGAUGCAGAGAUCCCCCCAGGGAAUAACGACGAAGCCGAGGAACCGGAAUCGUUGAAGGAAGAAUCCGAUGAGGCUUCCGUCGACACGGUAAAUAAAAUGACCCGCUGCCAGCGUAUAUGGCUUGGCGUUAUAAUUGCGGUGGUUUUGCUCGUUGCAAUUGCUGCUAUUUGCGUUGCUAUUGUUCCAGAAGCCAGAAGAAUGAAGAGUUUGAACAAGAAAAAAAACAAGAUCCCAACUGUUACAACAAGCGAUCUAUUUGAGAUCGACGAAUCCAUUUUCUUUUCCAACAGUACCGAACCGUACGAUUCGAUCGAAGAAGUUCAGAAAGAUAUUGAAGGGAUGGUAAUGAGUAUGGUCAACAAAAUUAUUCUCAACGAAGCAAAUGGAGACGAGGAGUAUUAUUACGACGACGACGGUUUUAUGUUCAGGGACGCUCUCUUCGCAUUGGACUCUGGAGCCGAAUUCGCCGAUUUUUCUUCUGCGGCUUCUCCAGCUGUAUCGACAGAAGCCAUUGCGGUAAAUAGAGAAUCUGAUGGAGUAUUCGAAGGCAUAACCGACUUUGAUACCUACCAACAAGAGGCAGGUGCUGUUAAAAACGAUCUCGUCAAAUCUAAUGGUGAUUACGUUUUCGUUGGAACCGACAAUCGCAUACUAGUUUGGAAUCUCGAAGGCAACCUGACAGACGAGGUCGAAAUCGAGUCGGACACGGUUUCAGAUGAUGAUGAUGAUGAUGGCUUCAGUAGAUGGAUAUCUAAGCCCCACAUUCAAGCUCUCAUGAUGAAUCCCGAAGGAACCAAGCUUAUUGUAGUCACGGAUGAUCCAGGCUCUUACCGCUCUCGAUACGCAAACAGCGAAAGCGGCGAUUAUCUUGACAUUGAUGUCGUUAGUUCUUAUUCAAAAACUCGAAUCAUAGUGUAUAGCAUCGCAGAAGGAUCACUCACAGAACUCUCGCAGUCGAAAAUUGACGGUGAACACAGUGACUCGUAUACGGUAGGUAACAACGUUCAUAUUGUGACCCGGAUGAACAUGCAAACGUGGGAAAUUUUGAAGGAACCGUUGAGUCGCUGGCGUAUUGAUCCAAGGUAUGGUAUGACCGACGAAGAAUACGCCGCAGCAGCCAUGCGCAGGGCGGAGGAAGAAAUAAUCCCGCAAUUUGUAGAAAAACUCGUCCAAUUUGUCACCGAAGACGACGAGAUUUUACUUUCACGUUUCACUAGCUUCCCUGGUUCCAUGGCUGAUUACGACGCUAUUGCCCAAAUCAGUUCAUUCGACGUUAGUAUCAUCGAUAGUACGAAUGACAUUGAAGUGAACGCUUCAAAAUCGUUGAUUCUUCGCCCCGGAACCAACGGCUAUGUAUAUGCUACUGAUGACUGGAUCUGGGUGUCAGAUCAAGCUUCCAUCUUCAGUGUUGACGAACAAAAAAAAGUUCAACAAACCAUGUUGCUUGGAUUUCGACUGAAUGGGGCAUCUUCUUCUUUUGCUGCAGUUGGGUCUGUUCAUGGAUUUCUGUUGAACCAAUUUGCGAUCGAUUUUGUGGAGGAUGCCGACAGUGGCAAGGAAUAUAUAAGAGUUGCUACUACACAGGAUUUCGGCUCGCUUCCUUGGAUGUGGUUAGAAAUGUGGAGGUUUGAUGACUUGAUAGUGAGAGAAGAAGAGGAAGACAUGUCACGAACCAAAAACGAGAUUGUGAUUUUCGAAGUACCAAACGUAGAAGACAGUGAUCAAGGCAUCAGUGAAUUGAUUGAGGUUGGCAGCGUCGAGAUUGGAAAGAAGGACGAGGUAAGAGUUGGUCAACGAAACAUUAUAACUUGAAAACGUUAAUUAUUUGAAUUCCUUCUUUACUUUUCUCACACUUUCUCUGAUACUUUCAUUACUUUUCGCCCUCAAGACAAUCACUGCGGUCCGGUUCUUUGAUAAUCUUAGCUACGUUGUCACAUUUGAACGUACCGAUCCUUUCUAUGUUCUUGAUUUAUCUGACCCGACCAAUCCUGAAGUACUGGGUGAACUAGAGGUUCCUGGUUUUUCGGAAUUUAUGCAUCCGAUUACAGAUGACAAUUCAAUGCUUAUAACAGUUGGACAAAAUGCCGAUGAAGAUGGUGUUACCACAGGUUUUCAGAUAUCUAUUUUCAACUCGACUGUGCCCACUGACCCCAAAUUGGUCGACAGAUUUCUUCUCGAAAACCAAAGAGGAGACUCUUGGUCAGGAAGCUCUGCGUCAUGGGACGAAAGGGCUUUCCGGUACGUUGAAGUCGGCGACCUAGGUCGUCUCAUCAUUCCCGUCGAUAUCUAUUUCCAUGGGUGGGAUCAGUUUGGAAACAGGCUCGGGGAUGAUUUUCAAGGAUUCAUGGUAUUUGGUAUUGAUUUGACACAGACAGAGAACAUGAUCACACGCGAAAUAGAGAUCAAUCAUGCGGAAAAUAGUGCUUCGACUGGACCUUUCCCUGAAAUUUUCCCUGCCAGGGACUGCUUUUGCGGUUUUCAUAACAUCUAUCUUCCAGAGAGAAGCAUGCUCUUCGAUGGGAAACUCAUGACUAUGAAAGGUAACAGUGUGAUCAAUACAGAUCUUGUUUCAGGACAAAGCCUAUGGGAUCUAUCGCUUUCACAUCCAGAAGACAACAGUUGCUGCGACGAUGACAUGAUGUUCGACGACGACAUGAUUGGCGACAAGGACGAGGAUGACAUGAUGUUCGACGACGACGACGACAUCGACGAGGACGAGGACGAGGACGACGAUGCCUUUACCGGUGACGACUUUUGAUGUGUAAAGGUUAGUAUUUAUGCUUUCAUCAGCUGUUCAGUAGGACCAAAAAAUGAGAAGGCAACAAAAUAUAAAGCACUGCACAUGAAGCUGUACGUGUGCUUAUUCAAUAUCAUCUUUUAUCGUGCACAGAUUUCGCUUGUUUCCCUCCAGUAUGAUCAUAUUAUCAUACAGGUCAUAUCAUGAUGAACAAACUAUUUAUAACGUGCAGAAUAGUAGCAACAAGCUUAUUAGUACUACUAUGAUUAUGAUUAAUUCACAUCAAUGGUAUGCCACGUUGAUUCGUCAGGUGCGCAAUCCAACUUCAGAUGAUAAUUUGUUACUGUCAGUCAUGAACUGAAGCUAAUUUUGGAAAGUUUUACCUCCCAUCACAGAAUAUCAUGCGUCUUGAUAGCACCUGAAGGGUAAGAAUUAGCUUGAUUUUUAUGUUGGCCAUUCUGACACCAAUUCCACCCGCACAGAAUCCACAGAAUAUAGAAACACCGUGAUUCCAGCACAUGAAUCCAUAGCCCAUGAGCCCAUUUCCAACAUAUAGUCACAAACAAACUGAAAGGAGAAUAGUCAUCAAUUUAACAAUGAUGCCGAGGUCAAUAUUGAUCAUGCUUGUAAACCUGAACUUGAGCUUUACAUGUGUUCUGAGUGCUUCGACUUUACCAAUAAAAUUGGAAGUAAGAC
This is a messenger RNA of Pseudo-nitzschia multistriata, 3667 nucleotides long. The record is from the annotation of a GenBank genome assembly. Lineage: Eukaryota; Bacillariophyta; Bacillariophyceae; Bacillariales; Bacillariaceae.